Molecule: messenger RNA, 1404 nt
Organism: Heterotrigona itama
Lineage: Eukaryota; Metazoa; Arthropoda; Insecta; Hymenoptera; Apidae
Source: the annotation of a GenBank genome assembly
AUGGAGAACAGAGAAUCUGAUGGUAACCAGACUUAUAGCCAUCAUUGUCUAACAGAAUAGACCGGACAGAAUAGACCGGAAACCAUCCAAUGCUUUUUCGUGUUUUGAGAGUCAUCGUAUCAUAUCGAUUUAAGUAUUAUACUACAGUGUUGGACGGUGUUGCCGUUUCCGCAUCGAAAAUUAUUUAUUGAAUUGAAUCCGGUAACACUUUAUUACGAAUAAACAUACAUAUGUACAUACAAUAAUCGUAAUAAAUAAAUGCGAAUUUAGUAGACAUUAUUUAUGAAGCUCUAUCAUCGCGUAGUAUGAUUUUUCACAAAAGUUUUGCAUUGUUUUUUAAUGGAUCUCUACGAAUUUUUUCUAUAUAUUAUUCCGAAUAAAAAAUAAUUAGAGCAUAAUAUCAAAAACAAAUUAAUAUUUCUUGAAAUGCUUUAAAUUUUAUACAGAAUGCGGCUUUUACAUGAAAGCAUAAUUCAUUAUUAAUAAGUUUAUAAAUUUAUAAAUUUCCUUUUUAAUCCUAUGAUGUUUUAAUUUGUCAUUUAUUUCUUUUAGACUGGCAAGAUGAAUAUUUAAAUUUAGAUGCAGUGAAAAACAGGAAAAAUUUAAUUUAUGCACUUUCCACUAGUGGAGGUAAAACAUUGGUUGCAGAAAUAUUAAUGUUUCAAGAACUUAAGAAACGAAAUGCAAUAUUUGUAUUGCUAUUCGUUGCUACAGUGAAAGAAAAAAUAAGUACAGUUCGAGCAAUGACACCAUUCGCACUUAAAUUAAAUUUUUUAAUCGAAGAAUAUGCAGCAUCAAAAGGAACUUGUUCAGACGCGGAUUCGCGGAUACGAAGGUCGUCUCCGUUCGGUUCGCUUUCUUUACGAACAGUUAUAGAAAGCAUUAGGUUUAAUAAAUUUAAUUUAAUAGCAGAAAAUCGUUUGAACGAAAUUGGUAUUCUAGUUGUUGAUGAUUUACAUCUUCUUGGAGAAAGUGGAGGCAGAGGAGCUACAUUGGGAUAUUCAAACGACGUGGCAAUGAUUGAUCUUGAUCGGAGGUUUGGUAAUAGAUGUAAUUUCAGAAAAUUCAUGUUUCAUAUUUUAGUCGAGUCGGGAAAACUAUUUUAUUAAUUCUGCAUGUAAUGAUUUUUGAUCAUUCGAAGAUUACAAAAAAGUUGAAAAAAGAAAAUUUAUUAAAUGCACUUAAAAGCAAAGAAGGCCUUUGUCCUAUCUUACACAAAACCAUAAAAAUAGAUAUGGCUUAUCAUCACUCUGGCCUUACAUCUGAAGAAAGACGAUUAUUGGAAGAUGCUUUUAAAGCAGGUACUCCGUAUGUAAUACGUUGUACAUCAAUAUUAGCAACUGGAAUAAAUUUACCAGACAGGAGGGUACUUUAUUCAUUAUUUGUUUUUCAAGUAGUAGUUAA